UAGUGGAAUUAGUGAGAUUAAAAAAUAUCAAAACUUGGCCAAGGCCAUUUAGAAAAGUGUGCUACAAAUGUGGAUGUGUUAAACCGAAAACUGGAUAUCAUGAUUCAGUUCGUACGCUCGUUCGUUCAUCGUACAGCUAGCUAGCUUGCGCGCGACUUGUUUAGCAGCAGUGUGCUGUGUGCUGCCUGUGGUCGACCCAGCGACCCAGUAGAGCAACAGAAGUCGUAUUUCCGUGUGGCGUUGGUCAACACAAACAAUUAAAAUCGUGCACGCGCGUCUGGUGGUUCAAAAUGAAAAUGCUUCCCGUACAGCUGUCGUUGAAUCCGCCGCUCGGCCUCUGGAGUGAUAUGUUGUGGCGUUGCCCACCGGCGCCCUCAAGCCAAUUGGCCGAAUUGAAGACACAACUACCGCCAUCAUUGCCAUCCGAUCCACGUUUGUGGGGUCGCGAAGAUGUCACAGUGUUUUUGCGUUUCUGCGAGCGCGAAUUCGACUUGCCCAAAGUGGAUCAUGAUCUCUUCCAAAUGAACGGCAAAGCGCUUUGUCUACUCACACGCGCCGACUUCGGUCACCGUUGUCCGGGCGCAGGCGAUGUGCUGCACAACGUACUGCAAAUGCUCAUCAUCGAGUCGCACAUGAUGCAAUGGCACUUGCCUAACAGUCCCGUCACACCUACCAGCCGCUACCCGCUCUCGCCGCAUAGCCAUCCGCCGACGCCAACUUGGCCGCCCAUCGGCGCGCCGCCAGACAGUCCCUUCCAUAAUGCGCACAUGCAUCACUUCAUGGCGCCCAAUUCGGUCACACUCAGCCCGCCACCAUCGGUGGAUUCGCAAGCCAGCAGCCCGCCACAGAGUCAAGAACAAAAUUUGGCUGCAGCAGCAGCAGCUGCCGCCGCGGCCGCCGCUGUCGCUUCUUCGUCUUCGGUGAGCACAAGCAGCAGCAGCAGUAGUAGCACCAGCAGUGGAAGCAGCAAUAGUGGCGCUGGUGGGUUGGGUGCCAGCAAUAGCAACGCUAUGAGCGUAAGCGGCAACCUUGUGCCACCCGCCAUCUCGGUGACCAUGAGCGCUGGCAACGGCUACUCUGCGCACCAUGCGACGACGGCCAGUACUGGCGCUAGCAGCAAUCAGUCCGAUUCCGAUGAAGAGGGCAGUUACGCAGACUUGGCAGCGGCCAAUAGCUUGGCUAAGAGUGGCGCCGCAGCAGCCGUGGUGGCCGCGCACUAUGGCGCCAGUCCGCCGACCACACCCAUUCUAAAGGACAUGCCGCAGAGUUUGUCGCAGCAGAUUACCAACAGCUUUGUGAAUUCGUGGUCGCAGAGCCAAGCAGCGCAGGUGGCCAUGGGACAGAAGUAUCAGCCGAAUGGGGGCGCUGGCGGUUCGGUCUCGGCGCCGACGACGCCCAGCUAUAUGCAGCCUGUGAAGCGUGAAUUCUUUCCGGAAACAACGGAACCAAAUACAAGUAAGUGA
Molecule: messenger RNA, 1463 nt
Organism: Rhagoletis pomonella (apple maggot)
Lineage: Eukaryota; Metazoa; Arthropoda; Insecta; Diptera; Tephritidae
Product: ets DNA-binding protein pokkuri-like
Exons: 2
Coding region: 291-1463 (390 amino acids)
Molecular function (GO): sequence-specific DNA binding
Source: RefSeq, a predicted model, not a curated record